Molecule: messenger RNA, 1074 nt
Organism: Toxotes jaculatrix (banded archerfish)
Lineage: Eukaryota; Metazoa; Chordata; Actinopteri; Toxotidae
Gene: galr1a
Product: galanin receptor 1a
Exons: 3
Coding region: 1-1074 (357 amino acids)
Biological process (GO): positive regulation of cytosolic calcium ion concentration; negative regulation of adenylate cyclase activity; G protein-coupled receptor signaling pathway
Cellular component (GO): membrane
Molecular function (GO): galanin receptor activity
Source: RefSeq, a predicted model, not a curated record
AUGGAGCUACAGGUGGAGAACCAGAGUCAGUCUUUCAACACCAACACCGUGAGGCUGCCAGCUAAACUUAUACUCGGGAUGGGUGUCGAUAACUUUAUUUCUCUUCUGAUCUUUGGACUUAUUUUCAUCCUCGGUGUGCUGGGGAACACCAUGGUGAUCACUGUGCUGGCGCGCAGCAAACCGGGUCAACCGAGGAGCACAACCAACAUCUUCAUCCUCAACCUGAGCGUGGCGGACCUGUCCUACCUCCUCUUCUGCGUCCCCUUCCAGUCCACGAUCUACAUGCUGCCCACAUGGGUGCUGGGUGCUUUCAUCUGCAAGUUCAUCCACUACUUCUUCACCGUGUCCAUGCUGGUCAGUAUUUUCACUCUGUCGGCGAUGUCCGUGGACCGUUACGUGGCCAUCGUCCACGCCAGGAAAUCCUCGUCGAUCCGGGUGGGGAGGCAUGCCAUGCUCGGAGUGGUGCUGAUUUGGAUCCUGUCUCUGGUCAUGGCAGCUCCCGUGGCGCACUACCAGAGCAUCGUGGAGAGGGAGGACAACAACACCUUUUGCUGGGAGGUCUGGCCGGAUCACCAGAGGAAAGUCUACGUGAUGUGCACCUUUGUUUUCGGAUACCUCCUGCCUCUCACUCUGAUAUCAGUCUGCUAUGCAAAGGUUUUAAACCAUCUGCAUAAAAAGCUGAAGAAUGUCUCCAAAAAAUCAGAGCUCUCCAAAAAGAAGACUGCACAGACAGUCCUGGUGGUGGUUGUGGUCUUCUGUCUGUCCUGGCUGCCUCAUCACAUCGUCCACCUGUGGGUGGAGUUUGGCUCUUUUCCCCUGAACCAGGCCUCCUUCGUGUUCAGGAUGGUGGCUCACUGCCUGGCAUACAGCAACUCCUCCGUCAACCCCAUCAUCUACGCCUUCCUGUCGGAGAACUUCAGGAACUCCUACAAGCAGGUGUUCUGGUGCCGGGCGCCCAGCGAGUGUCCUCUGAACGACACCAGAGACCUCCGCAGCAGGAUGGAGACGGCACCGUCCACUAACAUGAGCGUGACUUACAAAGGUCACGACUCUCAGAUCAGUAAAAUGCUUUGA